Molecule: messenger RNA, 2001 nt
Organism: Oldenlandia corymbosa var. corymbosa
Lineage: Eukaryota; Viridiplantae; Streptophyta; Magnoliopsida; Gentianales; Rubiaceae
Source: the annotation of a GenBank genome assembly
AUGGCUCCAGCUUUGUUACGCAUAUCAAGCUUACCGUCGGCAAUCUCUUUUGUCAAUGUUACACACAACAAUCAAAGGAGUUUCCUAAGUCCUCAGCUUUUCAAAGGUUUGAGAAAGAAAUUACGAUGUAAAAAUAGUGGCCAGAUCAGGUGUGGUCAAUCUGCAGUGAGGAACAGAGAGAAGAAUAAUGAAAAGGAUAAAAGGAAAAAUGUAGGGAGGUUGAUUUUGAGUGAAGGAAGAGAAGAGGAUGGGGAUUAUGGACCUAUUUGCCCUGGUUGUGGAGUUUUCAUGCAGGAUAAGGAUCCUGAUCUUCCUGGUUUUUUUAAGCGAAAAAAGGUUGAAAAUUAUGACAUUAUGGAGGAUGAAAGCGGAGAGUUUUAUGACAGUUUUGUGGAUGAUGAGGAUGAUGAUGAACUUGAAGAUUUUGAUGAGGAUGAUGAGGACCUUGAAGAUUUUGAUGGGGAUGAUGAGGAAUUCGAAGAUGACAUUGAAGAAAAAUUAAAGGGUGAUGAUGCGAUUUUUGGAAAGUUUGUGGGUACGGAUGGGGUUGAAUGGGAUUUGAAGGAAUUGGAAGCUGAAUUCGAGAAAGAUGAUGAUGAGUUGAAGGAGUUGGAUGGGUUUGGUCCAGCUACUGUUGGCUAUGGUAACAUUACAGAAGAGACAAUAAAAAAGAGGAGGAAGGAAGCGCUCUCAAAAUCAGAGAGGAAAAGGAUGAGUAGGAAAGCUCAGAGUAUGAAAGAAGAGGUCACAGUAUGUGCACGGUGCCAUUCGUUAAGGAGUUAUGGACAGGUAAAGAACCAAUCGGCUGAAAAUUUGAUUCCAGAUUUCGAUUUUGAUAGGUUGAUAUCUACAAGGUUGAUGAAACCUACAGGUGUUGCAGAUUCUACUGUGGUGGUUAUGGUAGUUGAUUGUGUUGAUUUUGAUGGUUCAUUUCCUAAACGGGCUGCCAAGUCUUUGUUCACGGCUCUUGAAGAAAGCAAAGAAGGCUCCAAGCUCAAUAAAAGGCUGCCAAAGCUUGUCUUAGUGGCGACUAAAGUCGAUCUUCUUCCAUCACAAAUAUCACCUGCAAGAUUGGAUAAGUGGGUUCGACGUCGUGCUAAGGCUAAUGGAGCACCUAAGCUGAGUGGAGUAUAUCUGGUUAGUGCUCGUAAGGACCUUGGAGUGAGGAACUUACUAGCAUUCAUUAAGCAGUUGGCUGGUCCACGAGGGAACGUCUGGGUUAUUGGAGCUCAAAAUGCAGGUAAAUCAACUCUGAUCAAUGCUUUUGCCAAAAAAGGAGGCAUAAAGGUCACAAAGCUUACUGAAGCUGCAGUCCCUGGAACAACACUUGGGAUAUUGAGGAUUGGAGGAAUACUAUCUGCCAAGGCAAAAAUGUAUGAUACCCCAGGCCUUUUACACCCAUAUCUGAUGCCUAUGAGAUUAAACAGGGAGGAACAAAAAAUGGUUGAGAUGCGAAAAGAGCUACAACCUCGAAGCUAUCGAAUCAAGGAGUUCACCUUAUUGCCAGGUGAGACUAUACAUGUAGGUAGCCUUGUGAGACUGGAUCUUAAUCAGGCUUCUGUGAAGACGAUCUAUGUCACAGUCUGGGUAUCCUCCAAUGUAUCUCUCCAUUUAGGAAAAACGGAAAAUGCAGACGAGAUAAGAGAAAAGCAUGGUGGAGUUAGAUUGCAGCCUCCAAUUGGUGCCGAUCAAGUUUGCCAGCUGGGUAACUGGGUGAAGAAAGAAGUGAAAGCUUCUGGCAGUAGCUGGGAUGUGAAUGAAAUGGAUGUUGCAGUCGCUGGCUUAGGCUGGUUUUCUCUUGGAUUGAAAGGUGAAGCAAGUUUGACACUCUGGACAUAUGACGGCGUAGAGGUCACAUUACGAGAACCUUUGGUUCUUGAUCGAGCUCCAAUCAUUGAGAGACCUGGGUUCUUGCUUCCAAAAGCAAUAUCCGAUGCAAUCGGCAAUCAGACCAAGCUAGAAGCUCAACAGAAGAAAAAGCUUCAGGAAAGUAGCAUGUGA